Messenger RNA from Neomonachus schauinslandi (Hawaiian monk seal), 903 nucleotides. Its product is annotated as probable G-protein coupled receptor 141. Gene Ontology annotation, biological process: G protein-coupled receptor signaling pathway. Gene Ontology annotation, molecular function: oxysterol binding; G protein-coupled receptor activity. Lineage: Eukaryota; Metazoa; Chordata; Mammalia; Carnivora; Phocidae. Gene Ontology annotation, cellular component: membrane. The transcript has a single exon. The record is from RefSeq and is a predicted model, not a curated record. Bases 1 to 903 code for a protein of 300 amino acids.
AUGACUCACAACAUUUCUUCCUGCAGCCCUAUACUGACACCCCAUUUAACCAGGCUCUACUUCCUAGUGCUCAUUGGAGGGCUGGCAGGCAUCAUCGCCAUUCUGUUCCUGCUGGUGAACAUGAACACCCGAUCUGUAACUACCACAGCGGUUGUUAACCUGGUGGUGGUCCACAGUGUUUUUCUGCUGACAGUGCCUUUUCGCUUGACAUAUCUCAUCAAGCACACCUGGAUGUUUGGGUUGCGCUUCUGCAAAUUUGUGAGUGCCAUGCUACACAUCCACAUGUACCUCACAUUCCUGUUCUACGUGGUGAUCCUGGUCAUUCGGUACCUUAUCUUCUUCAAGCACAAGGACAAAGUGGAGUUUUACAGAAAGCUGCAUGCUGUGGCUGCCAGUGCUGGCAUGUGGCUGCUGGUGAUUGUCAUUGUGGUACCCGUGGUUGCUGCUCAGUAUGGAACGCACCAGGCGUACGACGAGCAGCACUGUUUUAAAUUCCACAAGGAGCUUGAUCGUGUAUACGUGCGAGCUAUCAACUAUAUGAUAGUUACUAUUGUCAUAGCCACGGCGAUGGUUCUCUUGGUCUUCCAGAUCUUCAUCAUUAUGUCAAUGGUGCGGAAGCUACGCCACUCCUUACUAUCCCACCAGGAGUUCUGGGCCCAGCUGAAAAACCUAUUUUUUAUCGGAGUCAUCCUGAUUUGCUUCCUUCCCUACCAUUUCUUUAGGAUCUAUUACUUGUACACGGUGGCACACUCACAUGACUGUAACGACACUGUUGCCUUUUAUAACGAAAUCUUCUUGAGUGUAACAGCAGUUAGCUGCUUUGAUUUGUUGCUCUUUGUUCUCGGAGGAAGCCAUUGUAAGCAAAAGAUAACUGACCUAUGGAAUUGCCUCUUGUGCCGUUAG